CAACCGCAGCCACCACCACAAAAUAAGGCCUAACCUACGCUGCCACAAACCACGGAGACAACACACGCAGCUCGCCGACCAGAGACAGAGAGAGACCAUCUGCUAGCUUAGCUGCCAUGGCCGCCUCCACCGUCUCCGGCCUCGCCGGCGCCACCCUCGCCCGCCGGCCGGCCUUCUCCACCGGCUUCACGACGGGCGCCCGGGUGUCGGCGAGGAACCCGCUGCUGACGAGGAACCUGGAGAGGAACGGCAGGAUCACCUGCAUGACGUUUCCGCAGGACUGGCUUAGGAGGGACCUGAACGUGAUCGGGUUCGGGCUGAUCGGGUGGAUCGCGCCGUCGAGCGUCCCGGCGAUCAACGGCAACAGCCUCACGGGGCUCUUCUUCUCCAGCAUCGGCCAGGAGCUCUCCCACUUCCCCUCGCCGCCGGCGCUCGACUCGCCGUUCUGGCUGUGGUUGGUGACGUGGCACCUUGGGCUGUUCCUGGCGCUCACCUUCGGCCAGAUCGGGUUCAAGGGCAGGACCGAGGGCUACUUCGACAAGUGAAUGAAUCCACAGUGGCUUUUGGUUAGCUUGACUGUACGGACGGAUGUGUGCGCUGCAUAUCCUUCCUUUUGUAUAGGGCUCUGAUUUGAUCCUCUUGCGGAUGUACGCUGUUGUAAUUCUCCUCAACUCCUUAAAACUUUAAAGGACAAAUAUAUGUGUUGUGGCUAAA
Oryza sativa Japonica Group (Japanese rice) is the source of this 714-nucleotide messenger RNA. Its product is annotated as photosystem I subunit O. The record is from RefSeq and is a predicted model, not a curated record. Lineage: Eukaryota; Viridiplantae; Streptophyta; Magnoliopsida; Poales; Poaceae.